GGGGGAGAAAAAUGGAUUUAUGGGGGGCAGCAAAGGAUACUGCAGCCUCUGAGCCUGCCUCACCUCACACCAGGGGAGAGAGUCACGGCUCACAGGGAAAAGAAUUAAGUGAAUGUCUACUGUACAGCAUUGCAAUCUUCAAAUCCUCUAUCAGCCUCAUUUACAUGCCAAUGUACCUCAGCUCUGACCCACAGGGCAACAGAAAGAAUUUACUGCAGUAAUCAGAAAAGAGAGCAAGAUAAGAAAAAAACCUAAAAUCAAAAAGUCCAGAAGAUGGCAUAGUAAUAAAUUACCCUUCCAACGACCUGGGGUCUUUUUUCGCCUUUGCAUGCAAUGUUUGGACUGAUCUGAAGCUUUCGUUUUGGACUGAAGGGACUUGUCCACUGCUUGCCUUGGAAACCUUUCUCUCCUAAUUCAUGAGCCAGCAGGAUGCAGUCGCCGUGCUUUCAGAACGCCUUCUCAUAGCUGCGUACAAAGGCCAAGUGGAUAAUGUGGUGCAGCUUAUCAACAAGGGUGCCAAGGUAGCAGUUACCAAGCAUGGCCGUACCCCUCUACAUCUUGCUGCCUAUAAGGGGCAUCUCUGUGUUGUGCAGAUUUUGCUGAAGGCAAGCUGUGACCUGGACAUUCAGGAUGAUGGUGAUCAGACAGCCUUGCACCGGGCUACUGUUGUAGGAAAUACAGAUAUAAUAGCAACUCUCAUUCAAGAGGGUUGCGCUUUGGACAGACAAGACAAGGAUGGGAAUACAGCGCUUCAUGAAGCAUGUUGGCAUGGAUUCAGUCAGUCUGCCAAACUGCUUGUUAAAGCAGGCGCUAAUGUUCUUGCCAGAAAUAAGGCAGGUAACACACCUCUGCACUUGGCCUGCCAAAAUAGCCAUUCCCAAAGUACUCGGGUUUUGUUACUUGGAGGAUCUCAGGCAGAUCUCAAAAAUAAUGCAGGAGAUACCUGUUUGCACGUUGCUGCUCGUUAUAAUCACUUGCCCAUCAUUAGGGUACUCCUCAGUGCUUUCUGUUCUGUCCAUGAAAAGAACCAGGCUGGAGAUACUGCACUUCAUGUAGCUGCUGCUUUAAAUCAUAAAAAGGUGGUCAAACUCUUACUGGAAGCAGGGGCUGAUGGGUCAAUUGUCAACAAUGCAGGUCAGACUCCUCUAGAGGUUGCUAGACAGCACAAUAAUCCUGACGUUGCUCUUCUCCUUGCUAAGGCACCACAGGUCUUACGCUUUAAUCGUGGAAGAAGCCUCAGAAAGAAGAGAGAAAAACUCAAGGAGGAAAGACGAGCUCAGUCUGUACCAAGAGAUGAGGUGGUACAGAGUAAGGGCAGUGUGUCAGCUGCUGAGGAUACUCACAGCAGUGACCAGGUGCCUCAGAAGAAAGGAGAUCUGAAAGAUGAACCAUGGUCAACUUCACCAGAGCCCAAAGGAAAGAAUAACAAAAAGAAAAAGCCAAGAGAAAAGAUUUCAGCACUCUCAGACCCUGCUUCACCAGCUGACCAGCAGACACUCCCUGGUCCCCAGCAGAACUUACCUAAGCAUCAUAGAAGUAAACAUCAUUGCUCAUCUCCACCACCCCCACAUGAGUUCAGAGCCUACCAGCUUUACACGCUGUAUCGUGGAAAGGAUGGUAAAGUAAUGCAGGCCCCAAUAAAUGGAUGUCGUUGUGAGCCACUGAUUAAUAAACUGGAGAAUCGGCUGGAGGCAACGGUGGAGGAGAUAAAAGCUGAGUUUGGGACAGUGCAGGAUAAGAUGAAUAUUAAGCUGGGUCAGAUGGAAAACAAAACUCAACAUCAACUCCGUGUUUUAGAUAAGUUAAUGGCUGAGAGGCUGGCUGCAGAGAGAAGAGAGUGCCUUCAUCGCCUUCAACAGCACGCUGAGCUUGAAAAAACUGAGAGAGAGAAACGGCAGAUUUCCUUGGUGGAUGAAUUGAAAACAUGGUGCAUGUUAAAGAUUCAGAAUCUGGAGACGAAGCUUUCUGGAGAUUCUAGAUCUUCAAGACCAAAAUCAACUCUGUCCACUUGUGAGUCCCUCACCGAGACCCUGGAUACAGAGAACCUCCAAAGUGCCAAGGACUGUAAAACCACCCAGAGCCCCCUACAGUCAGAGGACUCACAGCAGCAUUCCUAUAUCACACUGCAAAAUAGUCUCUCAGAAGACAUGGGAAGGAGUAGAGUCCAGACAUCAGAACAAAGCUUUGGAACGCAUUAUUUUGCUGUUGAACAAGACACUGCAGCAGGUGCAGAGCAACAAAUGAUAGCUGCUGGUCCACCUCCUUCUGCAGUCCCUCAAGUUGUGAGGCCUAAAGACAAAGCUUUUAGCUCCACUGCUUUUGACAGGUUCCAACAGGAAGUGCCAUUGUCAGAGCAUUCAGGUUCCAAAUUAAGACAUGUUAAGGUACAAACUACUUUGCAGUCCUUGACUGAAUUUGCAAAGACUGAGCAACAGACUGGCUACUUCAUAGACAAAGGAACUCAAACAAAGAAGUCUGGCAAAAGUGGGCAGGCAAAACACAGGCCCCAGCAACACACAGUAACACAUACCCAGCCACAACAACCAUCUGCUCUGCCUGGAGAUCAACCAGCCCCUCAGAUCAAAGACACUUCACAAGCUCUGGAGAUUACUCAGUACUUUUUUGAGGCUGUUUCCACUCAAAUGGAAAAGUGGUAUGAGCGGAAGAUUGACGAAGCCCAGUGUCAAGCUAAUCAAAAAGCACAGCAAGACAAAGCUGCACUCAAGGAGCAUAUUAAAAGUUUAGAAGAGGAGCUCAAUAAAUUAAGGACUAAGGUGCAAAAAGAAAGCUAGCAUCAAGAAAAAGGUUCAGGCAUGGAAACUGAGGAAUUGUUUUUUUAUGUGAACUGCAGUGUGGCUGAUUUUGAGAUCUAUUAGUAUGUACAGUAUUGCACCCAAUACAUACAAAUAUAAAAAGUGCCCCUUUUAAUGAGAUGUAAUUUUAGAAAUUAGAUGUUCCAGAAAUACCAGGAGUAAAUAUCCAAAAAGACUGUCUAUGUAGUCAUAUGGGACACACUCAUGAGAUACAUUUUACUAUGAGCCCAUAAAAUUUUACAGUCGGAGAUAAUCACUAGGUACCAAUAACCCAAAUCACAUUCUAAAGGGAGAAUUUUCCCAUUUCCUUGUAGGUCACAAAAAACACCUAAUGGAAAUGGUUUUGUUAGAAAUAAGUUACUUGUUUACAGAAGCUUCCUACUGAUACUUUUCUUUGCCUUGGGUUUGCAUUGUUCAAGCAUAUUGUAACUUUGACUUCUCCUUAGUUAUUGUUUGAAUAAUUAUUAGAGGUUACAUGAUUAGUGAAGGUAUCUAUUCAAGUAACCUUAUUGAAAAGUUGCAAUUUCUUACAUCAGAUGAGUAGCAAAUAUUUUACCAAGUCCUCACUAUGUUUUAUGAGCAGCAGUACAUUCAUAGGCAAGACUUUUCCUCUGAGAUGCCUAAAUUCCAAUUUUCUAUAGGAGCAUGAAACACACAGACCCAGUGUGAAUUCCUGGCUCCACUAAAGUAAAUGGCAAAACUCCCAUUAUCUUCAGCAAGGCCAGGAUUUCACUCCAAAUGACUUGCCUAGCACCUUUUAAGUGACCCCCUCUUUCUUUUGCUUUCCCACAUCCAUUUCCCUUUAAGUGAAAAAAAGAAUUAGGGACCUUAUAUGUCCAUUGUUUUCUAAAGGAAAAUCCAGUCCAGACCACCAAGCUUAAUAAUUAGACAACUGCUAACUGACCAGUACAGUCAGCCUUGGUGUUCUGCUAAACAGAAAAUUCUGAUAGCAGUUUGGCCACAUCAUUUGCCAUAAAUGAAAAUAUCCAACUUUGAUGGACAGAAAAUUCCCCUUUGUGAACUGCUAUUGACAAUCUUUCAGCUUAUCAUUUAUAUUGCAGUAGUGUCUAAAAGCCUCAACCGUGUUGGGCCCCAGUUCUGCUCAGUAAUGUACAAACAUAUGUUACCAUAGAUAGUUGCAGCUCUAUCCCUCUAGGGCUUCGUGCUUUAAUCUAGUAGGAGACUCCAUAAGAUACUGACAAUGGAGUCAAGGUUAUUUAACAGAGAUCAUGAUAACCCAGGAACAGCUAUCCUAAAUCAUUCCACUUAAAAAAACAAAAAACUUGCAAUAUUAUGCCAAGGAAAAAACACAAACAAGUAAUCUCGUGACACCGGAAAUCCAGAUGAACAAAACAUACUUUACAGUAUUGUAAACAUAUUAACUCUUUAGAACUCGAGCUCAUAUCUUUUUAGUAUACAUAUAAAGCAAAGAAAAAUUGUAUUAUAUUACAGUAUUUUUAAUUCUUAUUAAUGCACUAUUAAGAUAAGUACAGUAUAUCUGUAGUAAUGGGAUAUUUGUUAAUGCUAAUGCUUUGACUUCAGUAGUCAAAAAUAAAGAAUUAGACGUUUCCAUAUGUUUACAACUUUUUUAAGUCAAUUGUUUAAGCUGUAGGAAUGCAGAGGCAUGUUAUCUAUUUAAUUUUUGUAUAAUCUUGAUAAAAAGUGAAUGUUUUUGCCUAGUAAUUAAACAUAAAUGUUACUCUGAAA
Messenger RNA from Dermochelys coriacea (leatherback sea turtle), 4520 nucleotides. RefSeq names its product ankyrin repeat domain 6 (gene ANKRD6). Bases 417 to 2792 code for a protein of 791 amino acids. The record is from RefSeq and is a predicted model, not a curated record. Lineage: Eukaryota; Metazoa; Chordata; Testudines; Dermochelyidae. The transcript has 18 exons. Gene Ontology annotation, molecular function: protein binding; ubiquitin-protein transferase activity. Gene Ontology annotation, cellular component: cytoplasm; nucleus. Gene Ontology annotation, biological process: protein ubiquitination.